UCCGGUUUCCCCACAUGUAGAAAGACCCAGAAAGCGCGAGAUUUUUGGAACGAUCACAGAACUGCAAACAACGGCCUGUGAUAUGUAUUUUGCAGAUCCGGAGAGCAACGAGUUGUAAAAUUAAAAAGGCACCCAAUUCGAAAAUGUCGACGCCAGGAUCGUCUAAGGAGGUUGUUCCCAAAGCGAUGGGCCCAGAUGUCCGCUCUACCGCCGUGGUAAAGUAUACCAGUGUGGCCACAUCCCCAACAUUCUCAAGACUACAACUCAACACCAAUCUCAAUGUCCCACCCUCAAACUGGCUCCGAAGCAGUUCCGUCCUAGAACAGUUUUUCAGAGACUUUCCGCGAAAACGUGAACAUCCUGAGUUUUCAAGUUUCAACAUGGCCAACAACUUCCCUGACCUGACUGGAGAAGUUGAUGUUGUCACUGAUGCCGAGAACAUCAAGAAGCUACUGAAGAUCCCGUUCUGCAAGUCGUCCCACAUCAGCAUGAUGGUGCAUCGCAUCAGCAACACGCUGCUCCUUGACGAGUUCGACAUUCAUAAACACCUGCUUAGGAAAGAACAGGAAGAAUGGAGCUGGUUGCGUCAUUUCUUUUAUGAAAGUGUUGCGAAGGACAUGGAGGGAAAGAUGAAGUGCGUUCGAGGAAAAGCAAGAGCCGCAACACUCUCCAGAACAGAAGCAUGUACUCCAAGUUCCUGUACCACAGGUGUUCAUACUCUUUGUUACCAUGGUUACAGUCUGUCAGCCAGUGCCUGUGAAGAUGAUGCUGUGUCGGGCGUGUCAGUCAACGAACUGAUUCCACAGAGUCACAGUGUGUCCAUACCAAACGCCAGCUCUGUCGCCAAACAAACGGCGCCAAGCACAGAACAACAGGCCGUCAUACCAGAUCCACUACCAAAGCCUGAGGGGAGCGGAUACCAUCGGGAGGUGUACUGGACAUUCGAGGAUAUCCACAUGCUGAUUGGGACUGACCUACCCAUCUUUGGAGGCGACACACAUCCAUGCGUCAGUCUCAAACUCAGGGACUCGGCCACGCCCAUCAAUGUGCUGACCGGGCUGGAUUGCUGGCUGGACAACCUCAUGUGUAAUGUGCCGGAGGUCGCCAUGUGCUUCCAUCUCAAUGGAAUCGUGCAGAAAUACGAGCUGAUAAAGACAGAGGACAUCCCUCUGCUGGAGGACUGCAAGUUUGACCCACUGUUGGUGACCGGCAUUGCCAGGAACCUGCUCUCCUUCUUGAAAUCUAACGCCACCAAAGAGGGCCACACAUACUGGCUGUAUAAAAAUGUGGACGAUGACGUAGUGAAGUUAUACGACCUGACUGUGCUGUGCGGAGACGAGAUCAAGGAAGACAGCAACCCCUUUGUUGUCCCUGUUGGCAUCUUGCUGUACCGAGUUGCCCGCAACCUGCGACAGACUGGCGGCAAGAUGAAAACUGCCACCAUCAGAACCCUCCUGGAAAACUGUCUGCAGCUACUGAAUGAAGAGAAACAUUCACAGGUGUGCACAUCGGCCAACUACCUGCUGUCUGACCUGUUUGUGCCGGACAGCUCUAUCGGCGAUGUGUGGUGUCAGGAGGAGAGCAAUGAUUCGGACGAGGACACCGAGGAGUCCACAGCAACAUCAGAUGAGGAAAAUGAGGUGAAGACGGAAAUAUCCCUCGGGCUGAAAGAUCUGUGUCGGAUCGACCGCACUGUGCGCCGCGCCUGGCGGGUUCCUCGUAGACAUGCUAUCGCAGGCACAGUGGAAGAGCGGUGUCGAGAUGCACUCAGCUACAUUAGAAAGGGCCUGGACUGCCUCGGCAGGGACCUGUCCAAUCUCAAGACCAAGGAACCACACAAGAGUUGCAGCAUCGUGGAGGAACAGGCCACGUGUAAUCAGAGUGAGGCCAUUCCACUCCAUUACGAACCACUAAGCAAAGGGGAAGACAAACAAGAUAGUCUCCAGGUGACCAUCGCUAUGCCAACAGACACCAAGGCAUCUUGGCACCAGUUGUCCAAAUCUUUGCUGCUGAGGAAGGGCUCUAUGGCCUAUUAUGCUCUGGCCAAGGAACACAUGUCGGUCCAGAAGUACGGACAUGCACUCAAGCAUGUGAGAUUUGCAUUACAUUGCCUGGAUGCGAUGAAGAAACUGGUGCCCAGCAAGGAAGGGGAGAACCGCGAGCUGCUGAUGCUGAUCCUUGAGCUGGCCGGGGACAUCCACCUCCUCAUCAGCCACAUCAGUCGUGCUUCGAGGAACACAAGAGAGACUACGGUGACAUGUCGGAGGAAGAGGCGGUGGUGCUGGAUGCUGCACAGAACGUCGUACCUAACCCAGCCACAUCCAUCUUUUUCCAUUAUCUGUGAUACAGAGUACUCGUGGGUGUACACGUGGACGUUGAGCAUGGAGCAGAACCUGGUACACAGCAGCCGGUGCUACGAGCUGGCCUACCAGAUUGGGACCAAGGUCAAGUGUAGCAAGGACACACGGGUCAGUCUGUCCAAACGUCAUGGCAACUCCCUCAACGAGCUCGGUGUGUGGUACAUGAACCAAGCCCAGGUGUUCUUGCAGUCAGGUGCCAUUGAACCAUCCAGCAAGAUGAAGGAAUUGUGGGAGAAGAGUCAGCAGUGUUUCACGUCGGGGAUCACAGCGUUCUCCAACAUCCACGACAAGGCCAACCAAGCGCUGCUGAUGUCCAACAGUGGCCGACUGAUGCGUCUGUGUGCCCAGUGCUACACUCAACAAACCAUGCAGCAGUCUCGCCCCGAGUUCAGUCUCCAGGAGAAACAAUACUAUUCCAAGGCUGUGGACUGUUAUCAGAAUGCUCUAACCGUCCUUGGCCCAGGGGAGAAAACUCCCAAUGACCUGAGAGAAAUCCGAGAAGCAGUGAAGUGGGACCUGUCCACCACCUACUUCAACAUGGCAAUGCUGCUACAAGACUACCCACCUCACACUAGUCAGACACAGGAGGAGAUUCCUCAGACAAAUGACCAGAAGAAGCGCCACCUACGACAGGUGGCGGACAACCACUACGACCGAGCGUUCCGGCUGUUCCAGCAGGCCGAGUCCCAUACAGAACUGCUCCGCGUGCAGCUGGAGAGGGUCGCCAUGUUGGAGACUGCACUGCAAGGUCAGUCAGUGGCAAAGUCUCGUCUCCGCUCCCUCAAUGCAAUCACCAGCCUGCUGGGGUCAUGUGCUCCCUCGGUCAAUGUGCUGGCCUGUCCCACCGAGGACGCCCCGGACCAGGGGGAGAAGUCCGAGGAGGACAGUCUGAGCAUCAUCUUAGAGUCUCGGAUACAGUUUGUUUUCCUACAGCUCGUCAAAUGCUACAGCUCGGGGUUCAAGAGCAAAACAGACAUGAUGAGCAGAUUGAAGGCUGCCUAUGCCAGGAGCCUUCAGAAAACAGACAAGCAAAAGUGUCUUCGGUCCCGAUGGGCCUGGAUUAAAACUCUCCUGUGUGAUCUGCAGAAUCUUCAUGAUGGCAUCACCAAAGAUGCAACAUGAUGUACAACCGAGUACAACUUUGGUGUAUUAUCCGGUGUUAUCUGCAAUAGCCUUUAUACAAUGUCAAAAUACAAAAUGGUAUACAACAGAAUACAACUAGUUUAUAAACUUGUGUGAUCUGCUGUUUUCAUGAUAGCCUUUAUACAAUGUCAAAAUACAAAAUGGUAUACAACAGAAUACAACUAAUUUAUGAACUUGUGUGAUCUGCUGUCUUCCUGAUAGCCUUUAUACAAUGUCAAAAUACAAAAUGGUAUACAACAGAAUACAACUAGUUUAUAAACUUGUGUGAUCUGCUGUCUUCAUGAUAGAAUUGAUACAAUGUCAAAAUACAAUAUGCCACACAACAGAAUACAACUGGUUUAUAUGCUUCUGUGUGAUCUGCUGUCUUCAUGAUAGAAUUGAUACAAUGUCAAAAUACAAAGUCAAAAUACAAUAUGUCAUACAACAGAAUACAACUAGUUUAUAAAUGUCUGUGUGAUCUGCUGGAGCAGCAGAAGAACCUUUUCCUUUUGAACCUGAGAAUGAUCUUCCAUGUGCCGUCAAAUACG
Molecule: messenger RNA, 4030 nt
Organism: Haliotis rubra (blacklip abalone)
Lineage: Eukaryota; Metazoa; Mollusca; Gastropoda; Lepetellida; Haliotidae
Product: erythroid differentiation-related factor 1-like
Exons: 21
Coding region: 144-3482 (1112 amino acids)
Biological process (GO): positive regulation of DNA-templated transcription
Source: RefSeq, a predicted model, not a curated record